GAUAUCGCCUGUUCCAAAAGUGCGACCAAGUUCUUCAUGGCGUCCGACCCGGCUGGAAGGUUGAAACUCGUUAAGCACUAUGCCGAGUUCGAGGAUUUUGGUGGAUCACAGCCACGUGGCAUCCGACGCAAACCACUCCUAAAGAGGGAUGCAGAACUUGAUGAGGUUGUUUCUGAAGAUGAAUGGGAGGACCAAUUUUUUAAACUGGUCCUAGAUAAAAUUAACAAUGCAGUUGGUUUCAGCCACGGUACUUCAUGUAGGGAAGUACCACCUGGUGGACCGGUCCGGUUACCUUACUCAAAAGGGAAGCAAGUAUCAUCUUCAAGACCUCCAAAACGCAGCAAAAGCACAUCGUAGAAAGGAGAUAUUCAACUAUGCUCAUUCGUAAUCGCAUAGAAAUGUCAUCGAAAGGGCCUGCCACCAUGUUUUUCUGCGCCUACUAUUGCCCUUGGGCUAAUGAAUAAGUCUUGACAAACGUGUGAGUCAAAGUAUGCAUGCUUUAUGUAGAUGUUGUAAUAUUUUUCAGCUUUGUAUGUUUGAGGACAUUUAUUUUUACUCGUUGAGGACAUGUAAUGAUUUUUUGAAUGGUUCCAUGAUGUUUUUAGCACCAUUUGCACUGAAUAAAAUAUUGAGUUGAUUA
Molecule: messenger RNA, 640 nt
Organism: Sorghum bicolor (sorghum)
Lineage: Eukaryota; Viridiplantae; Streptophyta; Magnoliopsida; Poales; Poaceae
Exons: 3
Coding region: 37-357 (106 amino acids)
Source: RefSeq, a predicted model, not a curated record